Messenger RNA from Xyrauchen texanus (razorback sucker), 3207 nucleotides. RefSeq names its product autophagy related 9B (gene atg9b). Bases 115 to 2553 code for a protein of 812 amino acids. The transcript has 15 exons. NCBI's taxonomy places the organism in Eukaryota, Metazoa, Chordata, Actinopteri, Cypriniformes, Catostomidae. Gene Ontology annotation, cellular component: phagophore assembly site; autophagosome. The record is from RefSeq and is a predicted model, not a curated record. Gene Ontology annotation, biological process: autophagy of mitochondrion; protein localization to phagophore assembly site.
GUCUAGCGAUGUUUGUUGUCAUAUCUGUUUUUGUUGUGAAGAGCAAAGGCGAGGAUCAUCGUUACUCGGAUGGAUCUAUGGUGAACAUCAUAGAGAGGUAGAAUGUAAAACAGGAUGGCUGAUUUUGAAACGUAUCAGGAGUAUCAGCGUAUAGAAGACUAUGAUGAAGACUCACCCCAAGGAGAGGAAGACUUACUUAUUCAUGUGUCAGAGGGUAGACGAGACCCAUGGCAUCAUAUCAAGAACCUCGACAAUUUCUUCACAAGAAUCUAUCAUUUCCAUCAGAAGAAUGGAUUUACCUGCAUGGUGUUGUCAGAGGUUUUUGAACUUGUGCAAUUCCUGUUUGUGGUCACGUUUACAACUUUCCUCUUCAACUGUGUGGAAUAUGAUGUUCUCUUUGCCAACCGAGCGGUCAACCACACGGGCCAGAGUCUCGGUCCCCUGGACAGGAACAAGGUCACACUUCCUGAUGCUAUUUUACCCAGUGAGCAGUGUAUUGAGAGGAUUGAAGGCAACAGCUGGAUCAUCUUUCUCUUGAUAAUGGCAGCCAUUUUUUGGGUCUAUCGGCUCGUGAAGGUGAUCUGCAAUGUCCUCAGCUACUGGGAGAUCCGGCAGUUUUAUAUUAAAGCACUCAAAAUACAGAUGGACGAGUUAUGUAACUUCUCGUGGCAAGAAGUUCAAGGCCGUUUGAUUCACCUGCAGCGUGAGCAGCCCAUGUGCGUCCAAAAGAGGGAACUCUCCGAACUGGACAUCUACCACCGCAUCCUACGCUUUAAAAACUACACCGUUGCCAUGAUCAACAAGUCUCUGCUGCCUGUCAGACUGCGCGUGCCCUUUUUCGGAGACAUGAUUUUCCUCACGCAGGGCCUAAAGUACAACUUUGAACUUAUUCUUUUUUGGGGGCCCCUCUCGCUUUUUCAGAACAAAUGGAGUUUACAUCCCAAGUACAAACGGGCUGCGAACCGCCAAGAGCUUGCGAAACAGCUCAGCCGUGUUAUAUUGCUAACUGGCAUGGUCAAUCUUCUGCUUUGCCCAUUCGUGGUGGUGUGGCAGGUGUUGUAUGCGUUUUUUAGCUAUGCCGAAGUCAUCAAACGGGAGCCGGGAAGUUUGGGUGCUCACCGCUGGUCGCUGUACGGCCGGCUUUACCUGAGACACUUUAACGAGCUGGAUCAUGAGUUGCAAGGCAGGCUGGGUCGUGGAUACAAGCCGGCCGCUAAGUAUAUGAACGCCUUUGUUUCUCCCCUGUUGGCGGUUCUGGCGAAGAAUGUGGCUUUCUUCUCCGGCUCAGUGCUGGCUGUGCUGAUUUUGUUGACAGUGUAUGACGAGGACGUAUUGACGGUGCAACACAUUUUGACGGCCAUCACUGUGCUGGGCGUUGUCAUCACGAUCACCAGGUCAUUUAUUCCAGAUGAACAUAUGGUGUGGUAUCCUGAACAGCUGCUGCAGUGUGUCCUGGCCCAUAUUCACUACAUGCCGGAUCACUGGAAGGGCAAUGGCAACAAGAGCGAGACUCGUGACGAGAUGGCGCAGCUUUUCCAGUACAAAGCGGUCUUUAUCUUGGAGGAGCUCCUCAGCCCCAUAAUUACCCCGUUCAUCCUCAUCUUCUCCCUAAGGAGCAAGUCUCUAGAAAUCAUCGACUUCUUCCGUAACUUCACAGUAGACGUUGCGGGAGUAGGCGACAUAUGCUCAUUCGCUCAGAUGGACAUCAGACGGCAUGGCAACCCACAGUGGAUGUCCGAGGGUCAGACGGAAGCUUCGGUGUACCAACAGGCUGAAAACGGCAAGACAGAGCUGUCACUGAUGCAUUUCACCAUCAAAAACCCUCACUGGCAGCCACCGCAGGAGAGCUCUGUGUUCAUCAGUCACCUGAAGGAGAAGGUUCAACAGGAUGCUCAGACAGGACCAUCUCCUCAGCUGCUGCUGUCCGAAGCGCCUCUUUGUACCUCACUACUGUCUAAUGAAUCUGGAACUGGUCCUGAUAACCUGUUAGCCAGCGUGUUGGCUCACCCUGUACUGACUGCGUCCAGACUCCCUGGAUGGAAUCAUCAUCAUUUUAUCCCACAGAACAGCGCAGUCUCAGCAGCUGCCAGCGUCCUGGCAUCCCUGUCUUCAUCCCAGCAGCCCCAUGCCGGGCGUUCGCGUUCACACACUCUCCUAUCCUCCAGAGAGCAUCAAGAUGGCCCUAUGUACUACAGUGAGCACACUGUGGGUGACAGCAUGUCCGCAAGUGACUCCAGGAUGCUCAGCCAGUCCAAAUCAGCCCUUGUGUCUGAAUUUGCAUCUGCUGAGAUGAGCCUGCAUGCUAUAUACAUGCACGAGGUACAUCAGCAGAAGACCCAGCAUACAUCUGGACUGCUUCAGUCCCCUGUGCCAAUGAGGGAUUUGAGUACUAAUAGUGGUCCUCAGAUACUGUCUUCACAGACAGUCAGCCUGGUGCCGCCCACUUCUGGCCAUUUGGGCGGCUGGGCUGAAGAAGAGGAAGAGGAGGAUGGUGUUGAAGAGGAGAUAAACACCAGCCCUGUGCCAGAUCAGACCAGCAGAGGGAGCAGCUGAAGUGCCUUCAACCUUUAUGUCUUUGCAUUCGUGUUUGGGAGGAAUGGUGUGGCCUUACUUUAGUUUGAAACCAUUUGAUCGAGCAUGUUGGACAUUACACUACACAUGCAGUUCACGGAGCGCGUCUGAGCAGUUCAGUUCUCUGGACACGUUGUCUUCCAGAACUGUUGUGAUGGACUGCAAGAGUGUCUGCCACCUCCCCUCUCUCUUUACACAUCAAAUAGAUUUCAAUUUAAGACUGCUGUGUGUGCUGGAGUGUAUGCUAUACUUUCAGACCAUGGCUGUAGGUUUUUGUUGGUGUAUGGCAUAAGAUGACAUUUCUCGUCUUUAAAGAACUGGCGGCAAAUGUUGAGUCAGGACCCGAACAUGGCACAUGUUUUAUACAGUAUUUUAUUUCCUUUUCUUUCAUGCAACAUUUGUUUUAUAUGGGUUAGAGCAAGUCACAUUUUGCGCUUCUCUGAUUCAACUGACAGGAGUGUUUUAUGGGUGGUAUUUAUUAUGAAGCGCUGCACUGGUUGUAUUGUUAGUUUCAGUUUAGCUUUAGAGCCCCAGCGAACACAGAAAAAUAUCAGUAAACGAAUGAAUGAAUGAAUGAAAGUAAUAUCAUGACAAUAAGAAAAAAUGCUAACACUUUUUAAAAUAAGGUUUUGUUUG